Molecule: messenger RNA, 3685 nt
Organism: Orycteropus afer afer
Lineage: Eukaryota; Metazoa; Chordata; Mammalia; Tubulidentata; Orycteropodidae
Source: RefSeq, a predicted model, not a curated record
CUCGGUCCGUCCUCUAGGGGCGCGCGCAGUGCGUGGCAGCCGGCAGCAGCUAAGAGCGCGGGUCGCGUGGUGGUGCGUGGUUGCUAGGGGCACCUGAGGCCGCCCGCUCGCCGGCUCAGCAGGCCGAGGGAGGGACCAGCAUAUUUUGUUUGCCCCAGUACUUUGUGUAGCUCUGGGACCACGGCAGUCAUUGCAGGUCACAGCAACUCCUGUUACCUGCACUCCCUCCCAGACUUGUUCAGCAGUACCCUGCUAUACCGACGCUCCAACUAUAGGCACAAACCGUAUCAGCAGCUGGAGUCUUUCUGCUUGCAUUCAAGCCCAUCCGAAAAAAGACCUUUUUCUCUCCCUCAGAAGAGCCUCCCUGUCAGUCUCACUGCCAAUAAGACCACUUUUUCCACAGUCUCCCCUAUGGCCCAGCCCAUGGCCUCCUCCACAGAUCCAUACCGGUCAUCACUGGGAGCAGCUGGAGAAAACUCAUCAGGGAAGACCCUGGCCUAUGCCAUCUCAGGGAAGAUCCCAUCUCCACUCUCCUCCUCCUAUAAGCCCACACUAAAUAACAACUCCUUCAUGCGGCCAAAUAGCACUAAAGUGCCUUUAUCACAGGCCCCAGAGGGCCUGAAGCCAGUAUCCACCCCCAAGAUUCACAUUGUCUCCUGGCAUCAUUCAGGGGGUACUGGAGACUGUACACCCCAGCCUAUUGACCGUAAGUUGCCCAAAAGCAAUGGCACUGUCCUAAAUGACGCCACUGCCCAUGCUACCAUGUCUGCCCCUAGCUCCCUGGACACAUUCAUCACCAGUGUUGCCUCUCCCCAGUAUAACCGGAAUAACUCAGCCAUGAGAGCAGAGCCACGUAUCUCUGGCCUGGAUGACAACUCUGAUUCCCAGGCUCAUACUAAGGAGGUUCGGUUCACUGAAGCUGUGAGGAAGUUGACUGCAAGAAGCUUUGGGAAGAUGCCAAGGCAAGGCUACCAAUUUGAACAAUCUUGUUUUGUGAACCCCAGCUUCCAGUGGAGCCUCCCCAACAAGAACAGGCGGUGGAAGCCUCCCAUGGUAGGCCAGUUGCCUCAGGAGGAUGCUGGAACAGACAGCAGGAUUCUCCCAGGUCCCCCAGACACCUUGGGGUUGGACAGUACAGUCUUCUGUACCAAACGGAUCAGCAUUCACCUCCUUGCCUCACCUGCCAAUGGGCUCAGCCAUAGCCCUACCUGUGGAUCUGUGAUCGAAACCCCACCACUUGGAGGUGACAAAAUUCUGGUUCCCCAUUCUCCCCCUCAACUGCUUGGUGUAGCUGAUGUGGCUACCCACCUCUCUUCCAUCCAUCUGGGCCAGCCUGUGAAGGAGCCUAAGGAAGGCAGGCAGCUGCACUUACCUGCUAGGGAUAUUAGUUCAGCUACUGACCUGCAGCCAGACCAGGUAGAAGCUGAAGAUGCAGAAGAAGAUCUAGUAGAUGGUUUGGAAGACUGCUGCAGCCAGGAUGAGAAUGAAGAGGAGGAGGGAGACUUGGAGUGCUCCUCCUUCAGUGCUGUCUCCCGCAGCGAGUCAGUGGCAGUGAUCUCUCGGAGCUGUGCGGAGAUUCUGACCAAACCUCUUUCUAAUCAUGAGAAAGUUGUCCGACCAGCCCUCAUCUAUAGUCUUUUUCCCAAUGUGCCCCCUACCAUCUAUUUUGGCACUAGAGAUGAGCGAGUGGAGAAACUUCCCUGGGAGCAGAGGAAGCUGCUGCGAUGGAAGAUGAGCACAGUGACCCCCAACAUUGUCAAGCAGACCAUUGGACGGUCCCACUUCAAAGUCAGCAAGAGAAAUGAUGACUGGCUGGGCUGCUGGGGUCACCACAUGAAGUCUGCUAGUUUCCGAUCCAUUCGAGAGUAUCAGAAGCUAAACCACUUCCCAGGUUCAUUCCAGAUUGGGCGGAAGGACCGGCUGUGGCGGAACCUAUCCCGCAUGCAGAGCCGCUUUGGCAAGAAGGAGUUCAGUUUCUUCCCCCAAUCCUUUAUCCUGCCCCAAGAUGCCAAGCUCCUACGUAAAGCUUGGGAGAAUAGCAGCCGCCAGAAGUGGAUCGUCAAGCCACCAGCAUCAGCUCGAGGCAUUGGCAUCCAGGUCAUUCACAAGUGGAGUCAGCUUCCCAAGCGAAGGCCCCUCCUGGUACAGAGGUAUCUACACAAACCCUACCUCAUCAGUGGCAGCAAGUUUGAUCUACGGAUCUAUGUUUACGUCACUUCCUAUGAUCCUCUACGGAUUUACCUCUUUACAGAUGGACUUGUCCGCUUUGCCAGUUGCAAGUAUUCCCCUUCCAUGAAGAGCCUUGGCAACAAGUUCAUGCAUCUGACUAACUAUAGUGUCAAUAGAAAGAAUGUGGAGUACCAGGCCAAUGCAGAUGAAACAGCCUGCCAGGGCCACAAAUGGGCACUGAAGGCUUUAUGGAACUACCUGAGCCAGAAGGGAAUCAACAGUGAUAUCAUCUGGGAGAAGAUAAAGGAUGUUGUUGUCAAAACCAUCAUCUCGUCAGAGCCCUAUGUAACCAGCCUGCUCAAGAUGUAUGUGCGGCGGCCCUACAACUGCCAUGAGCUUUUUGGUUUCGAUGUCAUGCUGGAUGAGAACCUCAAGCCCUGGGUACUAGAAGUCAACAUUUCCCCGAGCCUCCACUCUAACUCUCCGUUGGACAUCAGCAUCAAAGGCCAGAUGAUCCGUGACCUUCUGAACCUGGCAGGGUUUGUUCUGCCCAGUGCAGAGGAGAUCCUUUCCAGUUCCAGCAGCUCCAGCAGCUCCACCACCAGCCUGACCAGCACCCCCAAGGACAGAUUUCGAAUGGCUCCAGAGCAGUUCACUGCCCAGAAGAUGAAGAAAGCCUAUUACCUGACCCAGAAAAUUCCUGAUCAGGACUUCUAUGCAUCUGUGUUGGAUGUCCUGACGCCAGAUGAUGUUCGGGUUCUGGUGGAGAUGGAGGAUGAGUUUUCUCGCCGUGGUCAAUUUGAACGAAUUUUUCCUUCUCGGAUCUCCACUCGCUAUCUCCGCUUUUUUGAACAGCCACGAUAUUUCAACAUUCUUACUACCCAGUGGGAACAAAAGUACCAUAGCAACAAGCUCAAAGGAGUAGAUCUCCUUCGGAGUUGGUGCUACAAAGGAUUCCACACAGGAGUCGUCUCUGAUUCUGCUCCUGUGUGGUCUCUCCCGACAUCACUUCUGCCGGACCCAAAGGAUGAUGUGAUGCUUAAUGCCUUCUGCAAAUCAGAGAUUGACAACCUGGGAAACUUAAUUCCUCAAAGGACAGUGAGGACACCAGCAAAGAGCCUAGCCUCUCUACCCAGAUGUUACCUCUGAUCAAGUACUCUGGGCCAACUUCAAGACUUUCUGCUUCCUCUAUUUCCCAGUCAACCAGUGACUCCCUCCUUGCUGCUGUGAGCCCAUGACUGGCCUCCAUCCACUAGUCCUUCCCCAGGAGCACCAGUGUUAGCUACCUCAUGGGAACGUGCUGGCCUUUCUGAACCCCUGCCUCCUCCACCUUGCCCUCAUUAGACUAUUUUUUGGAUUUGUUGAAUUGCAGAGGUGGAUAUCUGUAGGAUUAGAGGGAUGGUGAGGAAGGAUGAGGGGAAGAUGAAGAUUUACUGUAUCACUUGGCAGGCAUCUCAUAUCUCAGCAGAGAAACCAAUGGUGGCUAUACAGCCUUAUAAAGCAGGGUUUGGUUUCU